AUUUAGCCAAGUAGCAGGUCAUUUUCCAUGCUUCCCCAUUGUGAGAAUCGGUAUCAAACAAACAUCGUAAAACCAUUCCCCACGGCAAAAAUAUUUAAACCAACCCCGCAUCCCGAGGUUGUUUUUCCUCUUAAUAUAUUUACACACCCGCAAAUGUCUGUACUACUAUGCAUAUAUGUAAUGUACAUGACAGUAAGAUUUAAGUUUCCAUCGACCACUCAUUAGAAUCCUGUCAUCUCCUGCAGCGACAGCAACAUAGAUUCUUGGCGCGUACAACCUACUCAAUCGCAAACAUACUAACCCCCGCACGAAACCCGCGAUGCCCUCCUCCCCCCUCCCCAGCAUCCUCUGCCUCCACGGCUCAGGCACAUCCGCCGCCAUCUUCAAAAUCCAAACCAUCCGCCUCCGCCGCGAACUCCAACACCACUUCUCCUUCGUCUUCAUCGACGCCCCCUUCGAGACUGAGCCUGGCCCGGGUGUCCUGCCCGUCUUCGCUGAUGCCGGUCCCUACUUUACCUGGGUAGAUCUCGCUUCCCUACCCGCUUCGCAGCGCUCGCUCGCUAGCACGGAUGACACUGGGGGGAAGAAAUUAACGGCGCUGCAGAGGAGUAUCCUCCGCGGCCGCACGCAGCCGAUGCCGGCGCGCACGGUGGAAUUGCUGGAGAAGACGAUGCGCGAACAGGUUGAGCGGGAUGGGAGGGGGUUUGUGGGGAUCAUUGGCUUCUCUAUGGGGGGCAGGAUGGCGGCUGGGCUGCUUUUGGAGCAGCAGCUGCGCUUGAACUCUGGGAAUGCGGAUGGGAAUGGGGAUGCGAACGGGAAUGGGAACGGGAACGAGAACGGCGUCGAGGGGCAUGGGUUUAAAUUCGGAGUGUUCAUAUGCGCGACAUCGCCGCCGAUAACGAAACUACAUGAUCUCCUCGACCAUGAAAGUGGGGAUGGGAAGGGUGACAAAAUCGCGCUGCCUCAGAUCGAUAUCCCCACGCUACAUAUACUGGGUAACAAGGACCCUUGGGUGGACCCCGGGGAGCUAUUGGCUACUACUCACUUCAGUUCCGCGAAGAGAACGGUUCGCAGGCUAGAUAUGGGCCAUCAUCUCCCGGCCCAGCAGAAGGAUAAUAUGCAAUUGGUCGAGGGGAUAUUGGAUAUGGCGAAAGAGGUGGGGGUAUUAUAACAUGUUAGAUGGGCUUACACUGUUUUAGUUACCUCUAAUUUUUUCUUCCUUCCCCCCUCCCCCCUUGUCCCAUAGACGAUUCCCCAUUGUCAGGUGUGUGCGUUUUAAUGGUCGUAUAGAUCUCCUACUGCAGGCUGAGAGGGAUAUACUAGAGUUAAACUAGGCCUACGUACGGAGUACACCUGUAUAGAUUUGGGACGUUUGCAGAUAGAGGCUCGGGAUGAUGGACAAAGAAUGAGCAUUGUCAGGGCUAUGCUAUUGCAUCUUAUUUCGGGUAUUCUCCGAAUUUUUGUAUGACUAUCAUCAUUGACCUGCGACACAUCGGCUUAAAUCAACUUACCUAGCUAAAACUCCAGUAAAAUAGCUUAGAGGAAGUGAUGUACGGUUAUGUACUCAGUAAAAUGUUUUUG
Messenger RNA from Blastomyces gilchristii SLH14081, 1581 nucleotides. RefSeq names its product oxidoreductase. The record is from RefSeq and is a predicted model, not a curated record. Gene Ontology annotation, biological process: secondary metabolite biosynthetic process. Lineage: Eukaryota; Fungi; Ascomycota; Eurotiomycetes; Onygenales; Ajellomycetaceae. The transcript has a single exon. Gene Ontology annotation, cellular component: nucleus; cytoplasm. The coding region runs from base 320 to 1171 and encodes 283 amino acids.